AAAGAAUAUUACGUUUUACAACGAAUGUGCUUACUGCGAUUUGACAUUAAUAAUUUUGCUGCUAACUGAUGUACACCAGUUUGAACGAUUUUAGGAUGAAGGCAUUUGCAACUUUACGUGCGUGAAAAUGAAACCAAAAAAGCCGUGCAGCGACAGAAUAGGAACCUGCCCAAAGAACGAAUGUGUUGGGAUACGAAACCAACAUUGCAAUUACGAAUGCAACGGGAAUGUGUGCGGAUCAGAAUGCCUGUCUAAAAAUGAAAGAUGUCGACUUAAAUGUACCGGUAUAUAUUGCGAAGUUGGGUGUAAUGCACCGGGGUGUAAAGCCGAGUGCAAGGGGGAGAAAUGUGUUGCUCUAUGUACAGGAAAAAAUUGUACAGCCACGUGUGAAGGACAGGAUUGUGUAUAUUCGGCAAACGUGGCAGGAAGCAAAACUCGCCAAGACGCAUUGGCCAGCGUGGCGUUUUAA
Messenger RNA from Cydia fagiglandana, 469 nucleotides. RefSeq lists its product as uncharacterized. Lineage: Eukaryota; Metazoa; Arthropoda; Insecta; Lepidoptera; Tortricidae. The transcript is spliced from 12 exons. The record is from RefSeq and is a predicted model, not a curated record. The coding region runs from base 128 to 469 and encodes 113 amino acids.